This is a messenger RNA of Striga asiatica, 543 nucleotides long. The record is from the annotation of a GenBank genome assembly. Lineage: Eukaryota; Viridiplantae; Streptophyta; Magnoliopsida; Lamiales; Orobanchaceae.
AUGGCCGAAGGGGAAUCCCGGCCGGUCAUGGGGAGGACAUGGGAUUUCUCGAGGUUGAAGGGUUCGAAUUGGGUAGGGCUAGAUUGGGAGUUUACUAAGAGAUUCUCGAUGCCGUCCUGCAUGUCGAAGGACUUGGCUUUCGACGGGAAGUUUCCGGUUCGGAGGAGGGAGAGUAAGAUCGAGAAAAGCUCCGGGUCCCGGUCGACGAACGGGAUCGAGUCGUCGGAAUUUGAGAUCUUCGAAAAAAUCGAAUCUGGGCCUGCUAGGGAUAACGUCUGUUUGGUCGUUUGGAAAAGCUGCCCCCCGACGUCGAUCGUGACUAUGUUCGAAUUCCAGUCGCGGCGGACGGCGCCGGUCGUUGGGGACUUCGGUCCGGCGAAAGGCGGCAUUUUUAUCACUCACAAAAAAAAAAAGCGCCCUAAUCUUUUGGAAAUUAUUGUCAAAUAUCAAAGGAAGCGUGGAUUAUCAGAAGAAUUCGUGGGAGCCCAUAUGGGAAAAGGCAAGAAUAAAUCAAUCUUGCACAGCCAAGAAAUCGAAUUUUGA